Molecule: messenger RNA, 1278 nt
Organism: Exophiala oligosperma
Lineage: Eukaryota; Fungi; Ascomycota; Eurotiomycetes; Chaetothyriales; Herpotrichiellaceae
Exons: 3
Coding region: 1-1278 (425 amino acids)
Molecular function (GO): FAD binding
Source: RefSeq, a predicted model, not a curated record
AUGGCCGGUCGAACACAGCAAGCCAGCGUCCAGUCACCAGAAGCCACCGAUUCGACAAUGAACUGUGAGGUUCUGGUCGUCGGGGCUGGACCCGUGGGCCUCUUGACGAUGCUUCUCCUGGCCAAAGCAGGCAUAGACGUCGUCCUCGUGGAGGCCCUGCCGGAUGUCGACAACUCGCCGCGCGCCAUGGCCUAUGGUCCUGCGGCCGUUAUCGAGCUCGAACGGGCUGGCGUGGCCGCUGAUGCGCGUUCCAUCGGCAUGGACGAAGAAGACCACAAUCUCCGCCUUAGAUGGAUCAACGUCGAUAACCAAGUCAUCGGCGAGUUUCGUCCCGAGGACAGGAUCCCCGGAUCGUUUGACCCUGUCAUAUGCGGCCAGUUUGAACUGGCCAAAAUCUUGAAGCGGCAUGCCACUGGAUAUCCGAAUGCACGGAUACUUUUUGAACACUCGAUCACCGACAUUACAGAGGCUCGCGACGGACACUCGGUCACCGCCACAGUAGCGACCCCGACCGGCACCAGGACAAUCUCAGCACAGUACCUAGCAGGCUGCGACGGCGGACGUUCGACCGUCCGGAAACUGCUCGGCUUAUCCUAUGACGGCUUCACUAUCCCACAGUGGCUGGUGGCGUGUAAUGUGCGCUACCCGUUUGAACAGCAUGGCUAUAAGCGGUCGCAAUUCAUCGUCGACCCGGACCACUUCUGCCUGAUCGGUCGGAUUGACCCCAGUGGAUUGUGGCGGGUGUCGUACGCCGAAAGGGAAGAUCUCACGCGGGAGGAAGUGCUGGCGAACGUCCACGCCAAGUUUGCAGCCAUCUUCCCACGCGGCCCCAAGCCGCUGUCCAAAGACGACUAUCAGAUCGAGAUGGUCAGUCCGUACCGCAUUCACCAACGCUCCGCACCUUCGUAUCGCAAAGGCCGGUCCUUACUGGCAGGAGACGCCGCACAUGCGUGUGCGCCAUUCGGAGGAAUGGGCCUCACGACUGGAAUCUGCGACGCCGCCGGCCUAGCCGACACCCUCAUCGGCGUCCUCCGCCAUCUCGACCGCGACAACCCGAACCAUCCAAGCCCAGACGUGCUUCUCGACAAGUACGCCGACAUCCGACGACAAAAGUACCACGACGUCACGCACAAAGUCAGCUACGGCAACACGUGCCGGUUGCGGGAGUGCUCCCCUGACCCCGAGAAGGCGGUCCAGGAGGACGAGUUCUUCAGGACGAUCAACAGUGGAUCCGACGCCAGGAGGAAGCUCUUGGAGUCCGCAUAUAUCCUUGGGUGA